AUGAGGGAACAGGUCCUCGUCUUCCAGUACAAGGGCCGCUUCCACGCCGUCGACCACGCCUGUCCGCACCGGGCCUACAGCCUGUCGUGGGGCCGGCCGUUUGACAUUGAGGACGCGGGGAGGGUGCUGGGGCGGGGGAUCCGGUGUCGGGGCCACAGCUAUGCGUUUGAGCUGUCGACGGGGGCGGGGGACCGGGGGGAUUAUCGCCUGGGGGUCUGGGAGGUCCAGUUGCGGCGGCCUUGUAGGACCAGGGCUGCUGCUGGUGACGAAGAUGAGACGGGGGAGGAGAAAGAGGUUUGGAUUAAGAGGAGGGGGAUGUGA
Molecule: messenger RNA, 321 nt
Organism: Cryphonectria parasitica EP155
Lineage: Eukaryota; Fungi; Ascomycota; Sordariomycetes; Diaporthales; Cryphonectriaceae
Exons: 1
Coding region: 1-321 (106 amino acids)
Molecular function (GO): 2 iron, 2 sulfur cluster binding
Source: RefSeq, a predicted model, not a curated record